CAGGAAUUUUCCCACAGACCAACAACCAAUCAUUUUUCUUCCUGUCAGAAGAGGCUGUCCUUGGCGACUAUUAUAAAAGGGCAAACUUUGGGGCUAGAUUUAGGCCAGGCUCCUAGUCCUACUUUCGUCCAGCUGAUACUCUGGGCGAGGUGAACACCUCUGGCCUGACCUGGACUCUCAUCUCAGCUCUCAGCAUUAUCAUCAUGUUGAGCUCCCUCUUCCUCCUGAAGGCACUUCUUGCUCUUGGGACCCUGACAUCCUGGGUGGCUGCAGGAGAGCAUGUGAAAGAAGGAGAAUGUUGUCUUGACAAGAACCCGUGCAAAGAUUUGUGCCAAGGGCAUGAAUAGUGUCCAGUGGGGCAGAAGUGCUGCAGCACAGGCUGUGGUCAGGUCUGCCGAGGAGGCAUUCUCAAGGGGAGGAAAGGAGGUUGUCCUAGGAUUGUUCGGAAACAAUCCUGUUUUAAAAGGUGCGUAGGUGUCAAGAAAUGCUGCAGGUUUGGCAGCAGCAGGAGCUGUGUCAUCCCGAUCGCUAAACAGAGCGGGUGCUCUGAUUCUAUGGUAGAGUUUGGCGGUGAGUGUCCUGCCGACCCCCUCCCAUGCAAGGAGCUGUGUGAUGGAGACGAGUCCUGUCCUCAGGGGCAGAAAUGCUGCAGCACCGGCUGUGGACACAGCUGCCGAGGAGACAUUAUAGGAGGACGGGCCGGUACUUGUCCAAGAGUUUUGGUGGGCCUGUGCAUUGUCACCUGCAUGGGGGAUGAGACCUGCCCAGCCGGGAGCAGGUGCUGCAAGUCAGGCUGCGGGCGCUUCUGUGUUCCGCCGGAUAUGCUGCGCCUAGUUGGCCAGGAACCCUAACGGGACCAUGAAUUAGGGACCUUGGUGCCCUCGCUGUCCUGAUACCAGAGACCCUGGUGCCCUCGCUGUCCUGAUGUAUCCUGAGCUUCUCUGGCGACUCCAAGGGGCUUGUCCUGGAAGCCAGGAGAGGUGCUGUCCUGGGCUGGUGAUACUCGCAGGGGCUCUCAUUGCCUGCUUCUGUUCCUGCUGCUGCCUGAGCACAGGAGACAGCCCAGGGGUUGGGGAGUGGAUGUGUGGUGCUUCUAGUCUCCAAUAAAGGCUGGUGCUGAUC
Myotis daubentonii (Daubenton's bat) is the source of this 1122-nucleotide messenger RNA. RefSeq names its product WAP four-disulfide core domain 3 (gene WFDC3). Lineage: Eukaryota; Metazoa; Chordata; Mammalia; Chiroptera; Vespertilionidae. The record is from RefSeq and is a predicted model, not a curated record. Gene Ontology annotation, molecular function: serine-type endopeptidase inhibitor activity. Gene Ontology annotation, biological process: innate immune response; antibacterial humoral response. Gene Ontology annotation, cellular component: extracellular region.